Molecule: messenger RNA, 661 nt
Organism: Cololabis saira (Pacific saury)
Lineage: Eukaryota; Metazoa; Chordata; Actinopteri; Beloniformes; Belonidae
Product: lymphocyte antigen 6G-like
Exons: 3
Coding region: 238-546 (102 amino acids)
Source: RefSeq, a predicted model, not a curated record
UAAAUGUACCGGUAAUGCCUGGCAAAAAUAGCUCCGGUCUUGAUUACGUAAUUGGUUAAGUCUACAGAGCUCUCACAGAAAUAAUGGUCAAGAGCGUUCGUUAUUUGGGUCACUCCGGAGGAAGCUUUGGAAAUGCAAAUGUCUGUCUCAAAGCCUACUGAACAGCUGAACUAAGGGGGAACUGAAAUUCACUCCAGCUUUCACUGUCCCAAGGCUUGAAUAACAACCAAGUCCACGAUGCAGUUAUACGGAGCUUUGAUCCUGUUUGCUACUCUGUCUGCAGCAUGUGGACUGAGAUGCUACAGCUGCACAGCAGCCGAACCAAAAUCCUGCACCGACACCAAAGCGUGUAGUGUCCUUUUCGAUCGUUGCUUCUCUCUUAGAGUCGAUGGUACCAACGUUGUUACAAAGGGCUGCCAAAACAGUGUCCUAUGCAUCAGUCCAAUAAACUGCUGUGAGGGGGACCUGUGCAACAGCGCCUUACCAACUGGUCCCAGUGUCAUCCUGCUGCUGGUGUCCUCAUCCAUCCUCACAUUCAUCCUCUGAAAUUCAGCGACUUCUAUAUUCACUACUCUUAUGAAUCAAUUUGAAUAAAUGAUUUAAUGGUUUUCUAUAAUACUCUAUUCACUCCCAAAGGGAAAUCACAUGAAGAAAUAAACAG